GUACCCUAGCAGGAAGCAGCAUAGCUGUCCUCAGGGAGAGCCCUUGAAGAGAUUCCUCUUAGUGUGUGCGCGGAGGGAAGCCAGGAAAAGGACUACAUGAUGAAGUUCUGCUGCGGACUCCUGUUGUUCUGCUCAGCUGGUCUGGUACUGAGCUCUGAACAUGAAACUCGUCUAGUUGAAGAUUUAUUCCAGAGUUAUAAUAAAGUGGUGCGCCCAGUUGAAGAUCAUCAUGAUACAGUUGUAGUCACAGUUGGACUGCAGCUUAUUCAGCUUAUUAAUGUGGAUGAAGUGAAUCAAAUUGUAACAACCAAUGUACGCCUGAAACAGCAAUGGAUAGAUGUCAACUUAAGGUGGAAUCCAGAAGACUACGGUGGUGUGAAAAAAAUUCGUAUCCCAUCCAGUGAUAUCUGGCGCCCAGAUCUUGUUCUUUAUAACAAUGCAGAUGGUGAUUUUGCUAUUGUUAAAGACACCAGAGUUCUUUUAGAACACACAGGCCUGAUCAUAUGGACACCACCAGCUAUUUUUAAAAGUUACUGUGAAAUUAUAGUUACACACUUUCCAUUUGAUGAGCAGAACUGCACUAUGAAGUUGGGCACUUGGACAUAUGAUGGUACAGUGGUUAUUAUCAAUCCGGAGAGUGAUCACCCAGAUCUGAGUAAUUUCAUGGAGAGCGGUGAGUGGGUGAUGAAAUACUACAGAGGCUGGAAGCACUGGGUUUACUAUGACUGUUGUCCUGACACGCCCUAUCUAGAUAUUACCUAUCACUUCAUCAUGCAGCGUUUACCUCUCUACUUCAUUGUGAACGUCAUCAUUCCCUGUCUGCUCUUCUCAUUUUUAACUGGGUUAGUGUUUUAUCUACCCACAGAUUCAGGUGAGAAGAUGACUCUAAGCAUCUCUGUUUUGCUGUCUUUGACUGUGUUUCUUCUGGUCAUUGUGGAGCUGAUUCCUUCUACCUCCAGUGCAGUGCCCUUAAUAGGCAAAUACAUGUUGUUUACCAUGAUAUUUGUAAUAGCUUCAAUCAUCAUUACAGUCAUUGUAAUCAACACCCACCAUCGUUCCCCAAGUACUCAUACUAUGCCACAAUGGGUCAGAAAGAUCUUUAUUGAUACAGUGCCAAAUGUUAUGUUUUUUUCAACAAUGAAACGGCCGUCCAGGGAUAAACAAGAGAAACGGAUUUUUACAGAAGACAUUGAUAUUUCCGAAAUCUCUGGAAAACCAGGUCCUACUGCUGUCAGCUUCCACUCCCCACUCACCAAAAACCCAGAUGUGAAGAGUGCUAUUGAGGGAAUCAAAUACAUUGCGGAAACAAUGAAAUCAGACCAAGAAUCCAAAAAUGCUAUGGAAGAAUGGAAGUUUGUUGCAAUGGUAAUUGAUCAUCUUCUUCUUGGUAUCUUCAUGUUAGUUUGCAUUAUUGGAACAUUAGCUGUAUUUGCUGGUCGUCUUAUUGAAUUAAAUCAGCAAGGUUGAACAUGUUGUAUACCCCUGGUCUGGGGAGCACAGUUUUAUUGACAGCAUUGUCUUUUACUGAAUACAUUCUAUUGUGCCACCCACUGUAUUCAGCCCAGCAGUCUGAAGUUUCCACAGGCAAGAAUUCGUUCUCACUGGGAAUAAAUGGGGAAGAUAAAACUGAAUCUUACACAUUUAGCAUGUCUGGGCCACUUCUUGAAGGCUUCUCUUUCAAAAAUGCACGUUUUUGAGCUGGUAGUUUGACAGCCCUGGGGAACAGUCUGCUACCUGUUUGAAUACAUUUUAAUGCUAAUUAAAAAACCCUAAAAUAUAUAAAUAGAACGUUUACUUUAAAACCCCCUCAAAGCCAAAUUCUGUCCCCAGCUGCAGCCUCCACCAUUAUCUAUCAAUAAAGAUAGGAUUUGUUACUAACAUGCUUUAUCUGGGUUUUAAAUCAAUAUCUAAACUUUUAGGUUGCAAGCUGAUUUCAAAGCUCUGCUGUGUGCGUUCUGUAUUGGCAGUGUCACAAAUUAACCUUCCACUAGCAAGACAUGCCACAGCAGAAGGCUUAGACAUGCCAUUGUUAAGCUUAGUUUUCAAAUACCACUCAGAAAUGACUCGUGAUAAGUGCUUCUGUUCAUGGGAACUCUACUUGGCUCUGUAUGGAGGAGGCAAUUUUACUGUUAGGCAGUUAUGGAGAGAAUCCAGCCCAGUGCAAUGAAUGCACAUGUGCAUUUUUUGCUGCCCCAUUUCCCUGGAGCCAGGGCAGGCACGGCUGCAGGUACCAACUGUAGAGGGAGAAUUUGCACCUUUGGCACAGAGUCCAGUUCUAUGAUUGGCUCAGAGAGCCAGUGUAAAGGGAGCUAGCUGUUAGAAACAGGCUAGAAGGAUGAUCAGGAUUUAAAGCAGUCCAGUAACACUAAGCCUUCUCAUCUGAUUGCAGAAGGCUGUUACCACCACAGUUCAGAACAAUAGCUCAGAAAGGACUGCUUGCAGGUAAACGUAUUGCUUCCAUUCCCCUGACUAGCCUCACAGAGUUCCCUGAACAAAGCCUGAAAUUUUAUCUUGUAUGCAAGGGGAGUUUUACACAGAAAGUCAAACAAUAAUCCUGACUCCCAUCAGGCAUCCCUCAAGUGAAUGAAACUUGUAUGAAGUUGGAUUUCCAUAACUAGAUGUACCAGGUCUUCUUUCCGAGCCCAACAUCACUGAUUCCCUUGCAUGCCUCCCUCAUUUCAGUCUUCCAGUCUCUAUUGAAUGGAUCAUAUAAGUAUAUGAAUUCAGCCUCUACAUAUAAAUUCUAGGUUGAGGGAUUUUUCUUAAA
Molecule: messenger RNA, 2767 nt
Organism: Alligator sinensis (Chinese alligator)
Lineage: Eukaryota; Metazoa; Chordata; Crocodylia; Alligatoridae
Gene: CHRNA1
Product: cholinergic receptor nicotinic alpha 1 subunit
Exons: 9
Coding region: 97-1467 (456 amino acids)
Biological process (GO): signal transduction; regulation of membrane potential; chemical synaptic transmission
Cellular component (GO): synapse; neuron projection; postsynaptic membrane
Molecular function (GO): transmembrane signaling receptor activity; acetylcholine-gated monoatomic cation-selective channel activity
Source: RefSeq, a predicted model, not a curated record